UGGGACCCGAGAUGUGGUUCCUCGUGCUGCUGCUACUGACCGCCUCCGCAGCCGGCGGCCGCGUGUCGACGGCCGCGUCGUCGGCGCCGACCACCGCAGCCGCGGUCGAGGCCACCACCUCGGUGCCUUCGCGGUCCGCGAGGGCGUCCGCUCGAGUAGAGACGGUGACCGGAGACGUGGGGGAAGCCCCGCGGCCGACGCUGUCGCGGGCGGCGGUGAUGGCGGCGGCGAGGGCGGCGGUGGCGGCGCGGGCGGUGGCGGCGGCGCGACUCGCGGGGGCGGCGGGGGCCAGGCUGGCGCUGAUGGCGGCGGCGCCCGCCAUGCGCGCCGGGGGCGGCGGCCGGGCCGGCUCCGCGGUGCGCGUGGGCGGCGGGCGUGCCGCCGGCGUGGGCGGCGGCCCUCUGCUGGUGGGGCCCGUCGCCAACUCGAGCGAGCCGCGCUGCGCCAACGUCUCCAGCGUCCACUACAGCCUCGACAUGCUGCUGGGCACCUGGUACGUGGUCGAGGUCAUCUCGCCGGUGUCUGUGGGCACGGUGUGCGACGGCUUCCAGCUGACCAAGCUGAACGUGAGCCGAGCCUGGGAAGACCUGGAGGCGGAGGCGGUCAUCAUGAGCCGCUUCGGGAGACUGCCCGGAGGCCCCACCAUCUACUUCAACCGCACCAUGCUGGUGGGAGGCGGCGCGGGGGCGUCCAGCGACGGCCAGCACGAGGAGACCAGGGGCCCCAUGCUGUACGACCAGCUGGCGGUGACGGACUACUCGCCGGGCGGCCAAUACCUCAGCAUCACGGCCUGCCACGAGGGACAGCACUGGACGUACGUGUACGGCCGCCAGCCCGCCCCCGCCGCCCCCGAGGAAAUUCGGGCGCUGCACGCGCGCCUCGCCGCCGCCGGCGUGUCCGUCUCCGCCUCUGGCACCACCACCACCACCACACCCACCGCCCCCACAGGCUCCACCGCCUCCGUCGUAGACGACUCCGAGAACGACGCCUCCGGUUCCGGCAGGGGAGGGCAGGCGGCAGCGGGGGCGGCAGCGGCCACGGAGACGCCGACGUCGACAGCACACGACAGGACGCCGCCUCCCUGGUGGCCCGGCCUGACGACGCCCACGCCGACGCCGCUGCCCGUGUUCAACAUCACCGAGUGCGGGUGGUAGAUGUCCCGAAGACGUCGCUGUGGGCGAAAUGUUCCUUGUGUGCCCAAUGUCCUCGAGAACUGAUGUACUUAACCAAAAUGGGUCUGAGUUGGAAGGCGGCCCAAAUUUGAGCCGGUUUUAGCAUCUCCAUUCACAAAAGACUUGCAACCGAUGAAAUUAUUAUGUUUUCCACCUUACACUGAGUAACACUGGAUGGUAAUAACUUCUUUCUUUAAGACUGAACAAGAUCAUGCUUCAGUGA
This is a messenger RNA of Schistocerca nitens (vagrant locust), 1395 nucleotides long. RefSeq lists its product as uncharacterized. Lineage: Eukaryota; Metazoa; Arthropoda; Insecta; Orthoptera; Acrididae. The record is from RefSeq and is a predicted model, not a curated record. The transcript is spliced from 4 exons. The coding region runs from base 12 to 1154 and encodes 380 amino acids.